GGUUCCUUGAUGCUUUUGGGACGUUGCCUACCUCCCUCAGUGGACGAAGACGGGAUCAAAUCGUACACGUGAGUCGAAACAAGAGGUUGAAUCGCUACUUUAUAAAACUACCUGGCGAGAUAUCACUUCGCAAAGCUCGAGGCCACUUCCAGACGCACUCUUGAACGCCACCAGUUCUGUAGUCUUUAAUAUACGAUCUACAAUCGCCCGAUACCGGUCUUUCAAGGAAUGACUCCGCUAGACUCCCUUGGCGGAGGGAUUUUGGCGUAUGAGCUGGCUGUUGUAUCAAGUAUAUGGUCAUCACUCUACCCAAAGAUUUCACCACUACAUCCAUCACAGCCUAGCCGCGAGAGGGAGAGAGCGAGCAUAGGUCUUGUUGAAAGCUAUGAACAGGGGGAUGAGGACGUUGUCAUUGGCAAUCCACGUCGCGGGUGUUCAGGCAGCCUCGGCUGCAUUGCUCGUACAUCCAAGACGAAACGGCGAUGCAUGCAUGUGUCAUUUUAUGAAACAGCGUAUGAAGCUGCUCUAGCACUCUCCAACGCUCGAACGAGAUAUGGCUACCGUGUUGAAAAGUAAUGAUCAAAUGACGCCAUUCGGGCAGGACGAAUCCAUUACACAAACAGUCCGUCUAGAAAAUGUCCAGUCGUGGGGUUCGCUUGCAGCCAAGCCCCAGUCUGUACCCAGAAAAAGGAUUCUGGUCCUGGUAUAGGAUUCUCGAGAAAAAGAGCCCGUCAAGAGGCCCAGAAACUUUGCGCCGUUGCUAUCGUGGAGUCUUGUAUAGCAUCGAGGGAUUGUGAAAGCGGUGACGGGAACACGGAUUUACACACUCCUAACUGCAGGAAUAGAGCAAGUCUCACCGUAAAAGAAGAAACGAACUCGAUAACGGUCCUGUUAAUGCUAACUGUCACGACCUGGGUUGCAUCGCAUUGGUAGAGACCUCGAUUAGGUGCUAUCGACGAAGAUUCUAC
Pseudomassariella vexata is the source of this 968-nucleotide messenger RNA. RefSeq lists its product as uncharacterized. The transcript is spliced from 2 exons. Bases 229 to 576 code for a protein of 115 amino acids. NCBI's taxonomy places the organism in Eukaryota, Fungi, Ascomycota, Sordariomycetes, Amphisphaeriales, Pseudomassariaceae. The record is from RefSeq and is a predicted model, not a curated record.